Effrenium voratum is the source of this 360-nucleotide messenger RNA. The record is from the annotation of a GenBank genome assembly. NCBI's taxonomy places the organism in Eukaryota, Dinophyceae, Suessiales, Symbiodiniaceae.
AUGGCUUUCGCACUCCGAGCUUUGAUCGCAGUGCUGUCAGCGCAGGCUUGCAGCCUUGUGUCUGCUGGGCCGUUGAACAACCUGCUGGCGGACCUCACUGGCCAGCACCAUGAUGGCAGCUCCACUUGCCUUGCAGAUGGUCACACGCAUGCGUGCAGCCACGCAUCCAGCUUCACGGGCUUCUUCCCUGAUGCGGCUGCUCCUGCUCACUCCGACCACUUCUUCCCAAGCAUCUCCACGGAGACGGUGUCAGGAUCUGCCGAUGCCCACCAAGGUGACGUGGCUCACUUGGACCAGUUCGACAGCUCUCUUCUGGCGAACCGCCGCCCCAAGAUGUUCGUGAGCUUUGACAAGAAGUGA